This is a messenger RNA of Drosophila takahashii, 424 nucleotides long. It is a transcript of the gene IFT20, whose product is annotated as intraflagellar transport 20. Gene Ontology annotation, biological process: centrosome localization; protein localization to cilium; intraciliary transport. The record is from RefSeq and is a predicted model, not a curated record. Lineage: Eukaryota; Metazoa; Arthropoda; Insecta; Diptera; Drosophilidae. Gene Ontology annotation, cellular component: cilium; Golgi apparatus; centrosome.
UGUAUCGUUACCAUAAUAACAUAAAAAUGGAGGAACUUAAAAAGGUUGGAUUGUUUAUAGAUGACAUCUACAGACUAAGAUUUGAAAAUCCGCGCCUUGUCCGAGAAAAAAAAAAGUUUAAACAAGAAUUCUUUCAAUACUCUAACAAUUUAAACUUUUUUAAGAAAUUAGCUCUUGAUAUUCGGAAAAUAUAUGCAACUUUCACAAAAGACCUCGAUAAUGAAAAACUACUCUCUAUUGGCACUCAAAAUCAAUUAAAGACCAUUUCUAAUCGGCGCCAGAGUGAGCAGCAAGUCUACGAAUACGAGAUUUUGGAGCAAACUGUGGAAUUAGAACGUUUGAAGAACGAACUCCAGUAUUUGCAACGAAUCGAAACGUCCCAAAAUGAAAUAAUAAACCAUUUUUGUGUGAAUCAUUAUUAAAA